Molecule: messenger RNA, 363 nt
Organism: Brugia pahangi
Lineage: Eukaryota; Metazoa; Nematoda; Chromadorea; Rhabditida; Onchocercidae
Source: the annotation of a GenBank genome assembly
AUGUUUACCUUAUCGCUGAUAGCUACAUUAUUCGCGACCGUUACUGUAGAUAGCUUAAUAUUGUACUAUCCUGUUUAUCCAAAUUAUGUUAUACCUAAGCAUCUGCAGAAUUUUGAAAGAAACGCUCCACCGAGAGGUUUUGUCAGGGAUCCAGAUAUGCCGUCUUCCGGUAUAGUGUUUCUCAGAAAAAAUUUACAACAAAGGCUCCUUAAUUUUCCAGCUGUUGAAUCAAAUCUGCAUGAAAACAACAAUCGACAAAAGCUUCAUUCAGGUCGAAGUUACUUUGGGCAACAAAAACUGGGAGCAAUUAAUAAGCCUAUCAUUGCUGCGAACAGCAAAGUGAGCGAUUAUCUUUCUGAUUAA